UCAGGAAAAUUUGUAAAGAUGGCGGCCCACAGCGGAGGUGUAGAUUGGGCUGCGAUCGCUAAACCGAUUUUGUCAUCAAACUACGGAAAUUUAAGCAAAACGGAUGUAUUGAAUAUAAUCAAGGCCAUCUUGAGAAGUGAAAAUGAUUUCUGCGAACAUGAUCCGGCAUAUGGACAAUUCUAUAUGGCUUUUUCGUCAUUGGCUGCCGAUACAAUUAGCGGACAAUGCAAUUUGGUAUGCCAAACUCAAAUACCACAAAUGCUGGAAGCCAGCAGUAUUCUUAUUCGUCACAUAUUGAGCCGAUUAAGUAGCUCAACAGUUUCCGAGAUUAAAUGGUUAUUGCCACCCCUGAAGGCUCUUUGUGAAGGAAAACAGCAAACACAGGGAUUCGAUCAUGUUGUUCUUGCGUCUAUUCUGAAGAACUCCAAGUUUCCAGAACACACAAAGAGCAACGUCAGCGGCAGUGAUAAAGAUAGCCCCAAAUCAGAGAUGAAAAGGUCAAGAUCCGACUUGUCGACGGUGAUCUUACAACAGCUAACGACUCCAUUGAGUGCAGCAAAUAUUUCAAAUACUUGGGCUCCGUUAAGCGAGGAGCUAACAGAUUGUACGCAAUUAUUUGCAACGACAAACAUUUCUAUUAUGAAAGCGCAAAAUGCAGGCGACAUAUUACUUAAUGUUUGCACAAAUUUACCAGUUUUGUCUCGCUACAGAUUGAAAUACGAAGAGAGUGCAUUGAUGGGAAAACCCUUGUAUUUGCCACUUAGUGCAACAGAUGCAACUCAGAUAAAAAAUUGUCUACCACAAAUGUCAGCGGAUAUAUCAAUCCUAGCACAGGCACUGUCUCUGCCUGUUCUUGAACCAUUGACGCCAAGUAAAAUAAGCCAAUUGUCGCAGUGUGCGAUGUCGGCGCUCUAUUGUGCCGUCCUUGCAUCGAUUUCGGGAAGUGUCAUUUCGAUGGUGAGCUCAUCAUCUCAGAAGUUCCAGCAGGGAUCUGGAUCAGCAACGCAAAUUGCUAAAGAUAGUGAAGAGGACGAUCAUGCCCGAACGGUCGUAGACAAGGCUCUAGAGAUAUACACAACGAUUGGAAACAUUUUCAAAAAUUCGACUAGGGGUCAUAUCUAUCAAAACCAUUUGUGCUUUGGAGCUUGGCUGCUAAUAGCUGGAAUUCAAGGUGCAAUGGGUGCUUCUGGUGGAUCCAGUUCAAAGCAACAAUCAGCCGAUGAAGGGGCAAAGGGGAAAAGUCCAUCACGUGGAGCAGAGCAGCAAACUCCUACCGCCCGAGUAAAUUUAUUCAAAGUCCAGCAAGGUUUUGGAGUCCUUAAUGCAGCGAUAGCGCGACAUAGUCUACUAUUAUUGACUGAACUCAUUGAGGAUCUGAAUAUUGAGUCACGAUCUAAUGACGAUCAGGGAUCUAUGGGGUUGUCUCUACCUGAUCCGGCUGGUUUUGAUAUAUUGGAGCAAUACUCCUCAUUGCAAAGAGUAAUUAGAGUAUUGAGCUCAGCUACGCUGCAGCAACUUUUGACUUUCUUGGCUACAGUAUCGUAUCGAAAGGCGUGCAUGAUGAAGCGUGCAAGUGCAAAAGAACGGAAUGAUGGCGAUCCAAUAAGUUAUAGCGAUUCGACAACAUAUUUCAACGAUACAUCCUCUUGCUCAGAAGAUUCGGAAACUGAGGAGGAAGACAGUGAAAGCUAUUUAGGGUUGUGGUUUAAGGAGACUUUGUCGCCGGAAGCACAUGAUGAUCAGAGUGAGAACGUUCCACAAGAAAAGAGUGAGGAAACACAGAAAUCUAACCUUGUCCCUGCGAAGGAUGAACCACAUGAAUAUCUAGAGUUGUCUGCUCAAAUUUUCGCUUUUCUCGAUCAAUCACUUGGAACAAAUCAUAAAUAUCUCAACAAAUAUGUGAAGUCAGGACUUAGCGAACAACAAAUGAUAUUGCUUGCAAAUAUAUUAAAGGACCUGGAUCGUGAUGCUGCCAGAGGUGAGCCCGAAAAUUCGACUUGCGCCCAAUGGCAGAAUGCCAUGAUUAAAUUCUCCGGAGCGCUUGGUAGAUAUUUGCAUAACUUGAUAUCCGCAUCGUUGCUGAAUGAAACAUUGCAGUCAUCUUUGUUGUUACAUCUCGGGGUCUCGCCGUGGACACAGGAUAACGUUUGGCCCCUGCAAGUAUAUUCGCGAACAUUAUCGGUACUUGUUCAGAUUUUGCUCCUGAAACCUACGCAAGAGAAAGAAGCGGCUUGUCUAUCUGUGUGGCAUCGUCUUGUUAAUACUCUUGUUGAGGGAGUUUGCUCCAGUAGUAGUCAUACAUCGCCUCUCGACACAGAUUAUGAGGAUUUGAAUGUCGAACACGCACAACUUCUGCUGUUCCUUUUCCAUUCACUGAAUUUGAUGCAGAAGAAAUCUAUUCUGCUUUUGACUGCUGGGGGUGUGAUUAGAUGUGCGGAAGUUUGCCGCAAUCUCACGGCUGAGAAGCCUUUACGUGAUCACCAGUUGAUGUUGCUUUCGAGGCUUCUGCUGUUUCUUGAGUAUUUAAUGAAACAUUUGUAUAAUGCGCCGACAGUUUUGUUGGAGCAAGUUCGCUGGAAUCUAUUUAGUGUGAUUACCUUAGAUGCUAACCAGAAGGUGACGGACUACCUAAAUAAUAAAACGAAGUUGAUGUCCUUCUGUCGGAAGGAUAUUGAAGAUAAGCAUAAGAAGUUGGCGCCCGAAUACGCAAGUGGUGUAAGACCGAAAUUUUAUUCCUUGGCCGUAAUUGACACGAAUGUGCAACAAGAAUUCAAACUUGACGGUCUUGCAUGGAACUUUAUAUUAUGCACACCGGAUAAACUUAAAUACCCAUUGUUGGUGGACGCUCUCAUCGAUAUCUUGUCCGUAACCGAUAUUUGUGUUGGUGGGGUUCCUUUCCACACAUUGUGUGCGGUUCAUUAUUGCUUCAGUCUGUGCUGGAAGUUGCUGCUUGGUCUGCCUCCCUCCACACCACAUGUAGAAGCACUGAUGCUUGAUAAGGUCCCGAAUUUGCACUCCUUGGUUUGGUCAAUCAGAUGUCGUCAUCCAUCGGGAACUUCUCAUUAUUUGAUCGUCAACAGUUUGAUAAAGCAAGGGAUGUACACACAAUACGCCGAGACUUUAUGGAGCAAAGUAACUGAGCACGUCAGCGACAUCAAAUAUAGCUUGAAGCAAACACUUUCGGGACUAGAAGUGUUUGUGAAAUCAUUCAAUAUUCAAGCUCCACGAAUGUCAAAAGUUCUUCUUUUGGAUGCGCUAGUUUCUCACAUGCAUGCCAUGUGCUGGGCCGAGAAGGAGGGUUUCAAGCCUCCGAAACCAGCAGCCACUACUGUCAGUGGUGCCACGGUAACACCCGCAAUCUCAUCCUCUUCAGCUCAAUCUUCUGCAACAAACACAGAUCAAGCGAGCGGUACUUCAACUUCGGGCAGCUCUCCAUCCUCAACAGAGUCGAAACAUAGCCAGGACAUAUCCCGAGACGAUCUCACUAAGGAAGUGAUCUUAAAACUAUUUGAUGUCAUUGAACUUAUCCGAGACUGUAUGUACAAAACAAUGGAUAAAGGGUUGUCUGGAACAAUUCCAACAAAUCUCCUGGACAGUCUAAUCGCGAUCUCCAGUUCAAAGAGCACAUAUUGCACGGAUAUAUCUACGCAAUUUUUAAAUUUACUUUCUGGAGCUGACAAAGAGGUGAUUACGGUAGAAUGGAAGAAAAGUUUGAACGUGCAAGGAGAGGAGUGCUUCAGGUCGAGCAUGUUCCCCGUUGAUAUCCACACGCUAUCCGUUAUCGAGGCGCAUUUAGGAGAAAUUUCAAAGCAUUCGUCGUUCUCCAUUUUACUUUCCCUGAAACAUUCUUUGAAAUCAGCCUUUUAUCUGCUAAACCAUUUGCUCCCGUCAUGCAAGCAGGAUUCAGUUGUUGUGCAAAGGAUGAAGGGCUUGGUCGUGCCGAUGCUGUUUGAUAUAAGAUGUGAAUAUCUCUACGAGAUUGGGUGUAAGAACGUAGAAUUGAUCCUGGGAGCAGAUGUUGGUUCGGAGGGCUGUCGAUUCCUCGCCUACAAAUCAAUUUUAGAAAACUCAUACCGAGUUCUUAUUGAAUAUGCCGAGCUCUCUCGACAGGGAUGCGAUUUGAAUUUGGACGAAGCUAUUCUCUACACAAUUCUGAAACAGUGGGAACUUAUGCUAGAAAAACCUAUGGGUCUUACAGCGCUGCAUGAUUUCUUCUGUGUCACUAAAAGCGAAUCUUUGGUUGAAGUGCUUCUAUCGUUCACAAACACACAGAUGUCUCAACUGUACGCAACAAAAGUCCUCCAGUUCUUCGAAAAGUUAUUACAGACCGUGGAGAAGAAUGGUUUGCAAUUCAACAUGGAGCAACUGGCCAGUUGCAUUUCAGGGCUAGGGCAAGUGGACAAUGCGAAACUAAAGGCGUGGUUAAGUCACAUUUUGCUUGGUCCUGGGAACACCAACCAAGUCCAAAUUUCGAGCGUGACAUCAAGUAAUGCCCAAACACCUACAAAUAUGGCAACUGUCUCGGCCAUACCAAGUAUUUCUGACCAAAUAAUGCAGACGUCAGAAUUAGGACUUGACCCUGAUGCAAUGGAAAUCGAUGAGGAAUGUAGUGGCGCAGCUGCGAUUGCUGAGACUGCUGGAAAUACAGGAGGCCAAUCAACAAGCGCUUGGCAAGGAAAUAGUUGCUUCACCAAUAGAUCCGAUACACCACCGAACGAAGAGUGCAUGGAAAAGAACGGACGCCUCCUGCAAAGUAUAACGAAGUAUUUCGUUUCUGAAAGCAAAAUUCCAUCGGCUGUUCCCGGAGCACUUUUCCGAUCCCUAAUCCAACUCGGACAGAAUUUGCUGCUGCCAGCUCAAGACGCUUUGGAUUUCACCGAUUUAUUACAAGUUAUGGUAACCUUAGCCGAUGCUGGAAAGGGCAAAGGUCACUCUCUGCUUUUUGCAGCUACAAUAGACUGGUUAGAAGUUUCGAAAUACCACGUUCUCGACAAACCAGUUGUCUCGAAAUCACAACAAUUGACCUAUACGAAGUCGUCGGUCGCAUUGGAAAAUGUUAGUUCACUACUGCGCUACAUGAACGAUCUUCUCCAAGGAAUGGGAUACAAAGGAUCUUCAGCCCCGCCAUGGGAAGAGGACGCACAACCCGAAUUCGAAGAUUAUAUUGAUGAUAUGGGCUGUGAAGAUGACGAUAGCGCCGUGGAAGAUUCAGAUGAGGACAGUUUGGGCAAUAAGCUUUGCACAUUCUCCCAAACCCAAAAAGAAUUCAUGAAUCAGCAUUGGUACCAUUGUCACACCUGCAAUAUGGUCGAUAGUGUUGGAGUAUGUUCUGUAUGUGCACGAGUUUGCCAUAAAAAUCAUGAUGUUACCUAUGCAAAGUACGGAAAUUUCUUUUGUGAUUGUGGCGCGAAAGAGGAUGGAUCUUGUCAAGCUUUACGUCGCAGAGUAUCGAAUUCUUCAUAUCACGAAGCAACUAAUUCUUCAGCAAGUUCCGCUCCAGCGAAUGCAUCUGAUCUGGAGCAAGCUGGAGCAUCGUCUUCGGUAGCAACCAAACGCUCCGUGCAAAACACACCCUCUCAAUCGUCGAAUCAGCAAACACAUAAGACCGAAGUCGCCAGCGAACGUACAUAUCACAUGGCGAAAGUUAUCGAGGCUUCCAAAGAUCAGCUCAACAAUCAGGAGCAAUGGAAAUCGGUUGUACGAUGCAUUUUGGAAUUCUUUGAGAUGCUCUUACCCUCAGUUCGUGAUAACUGUGCAUUGUAUUCGACGGUUGGAUGUCACUCUCGAGCUAAACGUGCUCUAGAACGGUUGCAUCAGCAAGAGAAAAAUUUCUACUUGAAUGAUCAAAUUAUGGUCGCAACUCUAGGUUCGCAGGAAGGAGCCUUCGAGAAUGUUCGAAUGAGUUAUUCUGGUGAGCAAGGCCAAACCAUCAAGCAACUACUAUCGUCGGGCCUUGUGAGAAGGGUAGCGCUUUGUUGCUUAUCUUCACCACACGGUAAACGGCAGCACUUGGCCGUAUCGCAUGAAAAGGGCAAAGUUACUAUUCUACAACUUUCUGCAUUGCUGAAACAAGCUGACGCGGCCAAACGCAAACUUACCUUAACGCAACUUGCCUCUGCGUCCAUCCCUUGCACAAUCCUUACGCUUACUGCAAAUCCAGCCAACGAGGACUGUCUUGCUGUUUGCGGUUUGAAAGAAUGUCACAUCCUGACGUUCUCUAGUACGGGGGCGGCAACGGAACACAUCGUCCUAACUCCUCAACUUGAAACCGGUAACUUCAUAAAGCGAGCUAUUUGGCUGCCUGGCUCUCAGACGAAACUGGCCCUAGUGACGGCUGAUUUCGUGAAAAUCUACGAACUAGCGGAAGAUACAUACAGCCCGCAAUAUUAUUUCCUGGUUGCUGUCGGAAAAAUUCGCGAUUGUACUUUCGUUUACAAAAAUGGAACUUAUCACAUGCUGCUCAUUGCAUCGUCCGGAUACAUUUACACACAACCACUGGACGAAGAAAGUUUAGCGAAGCACGGUGACUUCUAUGUAACGAACACUUUAGAGCUGAAUCAUCCGCAAGACAUCAGCGGACAAAUCGGAGGAGGAGGAGUUUCAAUUUAUUACUCCCAUACCAUGCAAAUGUUGUUCUUCAGCUACUCGUUGGGGAAGAGUUUCAUGGCUCCAUUGACAGAUGUGAACGAGGGCGUGAAAUGCGUCAUACAACUACAAGUUGGUUCAUCGAACUCCAAAGUAUCAUCGAAAGGACCCAUGCAACCACUAUGCCAAUGGACCGAAAUUCCAGGUCAUCCUGGUCUUAUCUGUGCAAUGAUGCACACAUCGAAUAAUCCAGUGAUCUUUAUGCUGAAACCAGACUCAGUUUAUGUUCAAGAAAUCAAGGCUCAAAGUUCCAAGAGCAAAAUAAUGGACAUGGUCGCAAUUCGCCAUACAGUGUCAGGCACUGAAAAAACAACAUUGAUCCUCCUUUGCGAAGACGGAAGUCUCAGAAUUUACACAGCUCAUGUAGAGAAUACAAACUUCUGGUUAUCACCAGAAGUACAACCGAUUGGAAACCAAAUGUACACAGCAUCCUCAUUUGUGAAGCCAUCGCGAAAGAGCAGGAAGAGUUCUGGCAAAUCGCAUGGCCCUCAUCAGAAACUAAGCAGUUCAGGCUCUUCCCCAACUUUCCCCAUCGACUUCUUCGAACAUUGCACUGUGAUGCCGGACGUGGAAUUUGGUGGCAAUGACUUACUUCAAAUUUACAAUACUCACAAGUUGAAAUCCAGACUAUUUUCAACCGGGAUGUUUGUGGCGUCCUCCAGACCAAAUGGAUUUACCCUGGAAAUAAACAAUCCAGACCCCAAUAUGGUCAUAACGGGAAUAAGAGUGCUGGUUGGUUCACAAGAUCCAAUGCGUGCGCCCCAGUCAGUUACAAUUUAUGGUCGCACAAUUCCAACAAUAGUGAAACGAUCAAGGUGGUUCGAUAUCCCUCUGACUCGAGAGGAAAGUUUACAAUCUGACAAGAAGCUGUCCGUGCUGUUUGGAAGGUCUCAGGAUCCUGAAAGUUUCACAAUGCUGGACGGUAUAAAAGUGUAUGGAAAGACCAAAGACGCAUUUGGCUGGCCUGAAGAGCCAGAAGAACCAGUGCUCAAUAAUACAGUAGGAGGCAGUGGCGCAUCCGGACCUCAAGGGGGAAUAAAUGGAGGUGCUGGUGGCAUUUCUUCCAACGAAGUAAAUAUCCAAACUGUCACCUUGUUAGAUAAGAUGGUCACAUCUAUGUUGGAAGUUCUUGAUAGUGGUCUUAGCCUCCUCGGAGGCUCUAAUGUCGAUCCUGCCACGAAGCAAAAAUCGAUAGCUGUUGCAAAAGAUUUGCUAUUAAUGCCAACACCCAAUCCAGUUCAAUUACAAACCAAAUGUGUCCUCGCUACGCUGUAUGGAAAUCGUUGGGUGUACCAUUCAUACAAAGACAAAGAAAUUCUGAAUUAUGUCAAUGUAGAACUCAAGAAAAUGGAGGAAGUAGAUAAUGUGCGAGAUAUAGACCCAGAAGCGUUCUAUCGCCUCAUUUUACUUACUCGUGGCAUAGCCGUUUCACGGCCUCAGAUCUUGACACGAAUGUGCAUUGAAAACGAAUUUAACAUUCUUCCGUUGUUGCUGAAUCUGACGAAAAAACUGUACAACGUAACACCGACUAUAGACGAGCCAACAUCUAUCGUGAAGUGUGGACUUUCUCAUACAGAAGCAAUUAUACAUUGCUUGAUCGAGAUAAUAUACGCUUUCGCAUUAUCUGAUUCGAAUCAAGUAGAUACUAUGACCAAGUAUCUUGUGGAACUACUUUUAGAUCCAUCUAAAAUCAUAAGUCACAGUGCCAAGGAGGCAAUGAUCAUUCUAAUGAGUCCGCGUGUUAAACGACGUAAGGUGGCAAUUGAUAGUCCGCCAGCAUGCUCAACUCCUACUCCUAUCUCAGUAGCAGGUGGAAGCGCAGGCCCGUCAACAUCAGCAGGUCCUUCGUCAUCGGCUAUUGCAACUUCUAGUGCCUCGUUGCAGUCGAAUGAGGACUUUGCAGCGGCCGAAGCAGAAGCCCUGGAGUCAAUGGGUUUAGAAGCUGCAGGGGGUAAUCCUCAACCGCUUGCUUCCUUGGAAGCAUUCCUAGGCAUUGGGUCUUUCCCUCAACUGCUAGAUCUUCAACAAGAUGGUGACGAUGAAGCUAUCAUGGACAUAGCUAUUGCAUUGAGCUUACAAGAACAUGAUGGUGAUAUGCAGUCGUUCCAACAAGGACUUGCCAAUUUGCAAGGUAUUCGAGGCCGAGCAUUACAAAGUUUACAGGCCCUAGGUGCAGCAGGAAGUGUAGGUGGAGAUACGAGCGCAUCUGCUGGAGGUUCGGAUGAUGAAGGAUCAAAUGCAGCCACCGAUGGUUCCACGUUAAGAACCUCUCCGGCCGAACAUGCAGGAAGUGGCGGAUCGGAAAGUGGUGGAAGCGGUGUCGAAAGUAUCGGUGGAGCAUCGGGUCGAAGUAGUACGUACGGUGAUCAACCUAACCCUUCGCCACCUCGUAGUGAAGCUCCUACACUACCGACUCCCGUUCAAGAAGCACCGAAUGCCGAAGAACCCGACGAAUCGGCAGACAAUGAAAACUUAGCCAAACUUCAUAGUCUGCGCUGCUCUAUUUUGAACAAAAUGGUGAAAAAUUUUGCAGCUUUGGAUUCAUGCAAUGGUCACCAAGCUGUACCUUUGAUGCAAGUUAUUUUAAUGCUGACGACUGAUCUGGAUGGAAACCAAGAAACCGAUCAACAAACACUCAACCAAUUACUAAACGCGUUAACAGAACGCUUGGAAAUAGUUCCAACAUCUCAAACUUCACAGAUGACUACCCGCAAGCCCAAAACCGAGGUGCAACUAGUUAUCCUCUACUUGCUUAGUGUACUCAUGGGCAAGACAAAAUCUUCAAAGGCAGCUGGAACCACUUCGCCGCCACAACAAUUCAAGGACAACGCUUCUUUCGUCGCUGGAACAACAGCCAAUGUCUUAAUGCGCUGUGGAGCUUUGCCGCAUUGCUUAGCGAUCUUGGAAUCUUUCCUGCCCUAUUGGAAAACCACAUCAAAUAACGAUGAAGUCUCCAACACCCCAAGUUCUGGAAAUGUUCCAAUCAUAACAACUGCUGGAGGUCCUCCUGCAAAUAACCUUUUGAAGCCGGUCAGCUACGGAUCAAAACCAGAUAUAUCGUCACUUUUCCCACAAAAUUUCAUCAAAAAUUUCGCUGAUAUCUUCGAGGCUUAUAACUCUCUUCUGACGGAGAUAGCUGUUCGGCUACCUUAUCAAAUAUUGAAAUUGUCGACGGCUCAUCCGUCAUCAUGGGAUUGGUAUCAUAAAUUCUGUGAAUCGGUUACGUACACGCUGUGCGAAUAUAUGAUGCUUACACUAUCGCCAGUUUUGAGGAGACAAGUACGCAAGUUGUUGAUGUUUAUUUGCGGUAAUAAGGAUAAGUUCCGAAUGUUCCGUGAUGGUCACUCGUUAACUGUUCAUAUGACUGCUGUGAAGUCGUGCUGCGAUUUGAAUUCAUCAAAGCAAAUUGGCUCGUCAAAUCAACCGAUACUUUCGUAUGACACUCUCGUGGAAUUCACCGAGCAUCUACGCGCUUGCCAUGAAAUUGCCACAGUUAGAACUGGAAACUGGCAAAAAUUCUGUGCAGGACACGAAGAUGUCAUUCCGACAUUGAUUCAAAUAUGCUGUUAUCAGUUGGAUGACGGAGUAUCACCGAUUAUCUUGCAACUCUUGCAGGCUGCUUUAUGCAACACAAAUGGCGUUAAACAGCCAGAAACAAAAUCUUCGGCAGUCAAGAGCAGACAAGAUCGCGACAAAUCUGAAGAGAGUGAAUACGCAUUAGACUCCAAAUUCGAUCCAUCGCAUUGCAGCACUUUUGUACAUCAAAUAUUCCAAUUAGUUCCCGAUCAACUCUUUAUGAAAUUCAUCAACCUAUUCUUGUUGGAAACGAACAUAACGUCGAUUAGAUGGCAAAUGCAUGCACUAUUAUAUGCUAUAUACGAGAACAGCAAUGAUAAACAAAAGGAACGUUUGAUAAAACAUUUAUGGGAUAUGUGGCCAUUGCUGCCUGCUUAUGGCAAACGAACAGCUCAGUUUGUAGAUAUUCUUGGAUACCUGACUCUGAGCACAAAAUCCAUAACAGAAAAGCUACCUGAAUGUACCGAGAAAGCAGUCUCUAUUCUGCGUCAACAGAAUGAAUUAUUAUCACGCCAUCCGAAUGCUCCAAUUUACACUGCUUUGGGACAAGUUCUUGAUCUGGACGGUUUCUAUUUAGAAUCGGAGCCAUGCCUUGUUUGUAAUAAUCCAGAAGUUGCGAUGUCAAACAUAAAAUUGGCAACUAUUAAAUCCGACUCGAAAUUUACAACAACAACAACCAUAGUGAAACUGGUGCAAAGUCACACUAUUUCGAAAAUUAUUCUUCGGAUCGCGGAUUUAAAGCGAACUAAAAUGGUACGAACCAUUAACAUCUAUUAUAACAACAGAACUGUGCAAGCCGUGGUUGAACUGAAAAAUAGGCCUUCUAUGUGGCACAAGGCCCGCAAAGUAACUUUACAGUCGGGACAAACUGAAGUGAAAAUAGACUUCCCACUUCCUAUCACUGCUUGUAAUUUGAUGAUCGAAUAUGCUGAUUUCUACGAAACAGUUGCCGGUUCAAGUGAAAGCUUACAAUGUCCAAGAUGCAGCGCUGCUGUUCCUGCAUAUCCAGGCGUUUGUGGAAAUUGCGGCGAAAAUGUAUUCCAAUGUCACAAAUGCCGCGCCAUCAACUACGACGAAAAAGACCCAUUCUUGUGCCAUGCCUGUGGCUUCUGCAAAUACGCUAAAUUCGACUAUACAAUAUACGGACGAGCGUGUUGCGCUGUGGAUCCAAUUGAAUCAGCUGAAGAUCGAGCAAAGACUGUCCAGACCAUUCAUUCAUUACUUGAAAAAGCGGAUCGAAUUUAUCGACAGUUGCAGGCAAAUAAACAGAUAUUGGAGUUGUUCAUUCAAAGAGUCGCGGAAAACAAAUUAGAGCGUGUGGGGAUCGACGAACCGAUUGGAACGGUGGGUUCAUCAUCUCAAGUCAACAAGGUGAUUCAGAUCUUGGCACAGAAAUAUAGUGUGGAAUCCAAGACAUCUUUUGAAGAAUUAAGCAAGGUCGUGCAAAAAGUGAAAGCCUGUCGAAGAGAACUGUUAGCAUAUGACCGCAGUCAGAUGGACUUAUCAACAAGUUCGUCCGACCAAAUGGUUAAUGAACCAGUUGCCGUCAAUCGUUGCUACGGAUGUGCAUUGGCUUCAACGGAACAAUGCCUAACACUUCUUCGUGCUAUGGCUUCAAACAUGACUUGCAGGACUGGUUUGUAUCGACAAGGACUUGUUGAAGAAUUGGCUCAGAAUAACCUGCGACGUGGAACAACCCAAAUUCAGGAUGAAGUUCGUCAGUUGCUUUGUCUUUUGACUAGAGAUCUGCCAGACGCUUGUAACAGUCUCUGCGGUCUCAUUCAUAAUCGAGUUAAAAUUGCUUUGAACGGAGUUGUUCCAUUGGCGAACUUGGACACUGCGAUCCGACAUGAAAUGGCUUUGCUUGAGGCAUUGGUCGCUCAGGAUGACACUUGUUGGGAGCUGAAAUUGAAAGUGGUCUUUGAACUGUUUUUGAUGGCUUGCAAAGAUAAUCGUGGACCAGCGAUCUCAGUAAUCCAACGCUGUUUGCGUAUCAUUCAAUCUCUUAUAUGUCCACUCCUUCCGACAAGUAAAUCCAAUAAGGAAAUGACAACUCAAGAGCUCACUACGUUGCAAAGUCUUGAUGGAAUCACUGUGGAUUACAGAAAGUGGUUGGCAAAUGAUGAACGACAUAGCUACGCUGCAUGGAAGGCACGAAUGCCACUCAUCCCAUCAUCAGAAGCAGCUGCCAAAGCAAAGAAAGCAGAUGAAAAACCAGCUCAGUCGUCACCAGCGGCUGCACAACAACAGACAAGUAACGGACACAAAGUGCAAAGAAUGUUUGGCGCAAUUCUCGAACACAAACGAGCUCAGUUUAGAAACUCUUACCUUUGCGAGAAAUACGGAAGACGCUGGAGAAAUAUCGUUUUGCAAAAAGGCGUACCUAGUCAACCAUUGCAGUUGACUGCAUCCUGGCUACAGCCUGUACUAUUCAACACGAACUCAAGAUUUGCCAGACAGUUGGCUUGCGCCCUGAUCACUUCGCUUAGCAGAACUCACGAUCGAAAACGAGAAAUCCUCAAUCUGCUCACAGAUUUCUUGAAAUAUAUUGGCGAAGCUGGAGAAGCGAGCGCUGAAUUUUUGAUUCUCUAUCGAUCCUUAACUGAUGAGACCCCUUGGCGACAAUAUUUAGCUCUAAAAGGUGUGCUGACUUUAAUAGCUGAUUUACUCACAGCGGAAAUUGAGAAAAUACACCGCCUUGAAGAAACUACGCUGUCUUCAGACCUCGCGCAAGGCUAUGCUUUGCGCCAGUUUGUCGAGCUUAUGUCGAUGUUCUUAGAAAACUCCGCUAUAAGGCAGUCGUACAAGGGUAAAUUGCUGGGUCCUGUUCUGCAAGGAUAUUUGUCUCUAAGGAAGCUAGUUGUUCAGCGAACUAGAUUGAUCGAUGAUGCACAAGAAAAGUUGCUAGAAAUGCUUGAGGAAAUGACCAGUGGAACAGAAGAGGAGACCCGAGCAUUCAUGGCGAUUCUGAUCGACACAGUCCGAAAAACUCCUCUGAAUGACAUCAAAACUCCUGUUUUCAUUUUCGAACGAUUAUACUCCAUAAUUCACCCAGAAGAGAACGACGAUGGAGAGUUCUUCCUGACCCUAGAAAAGGAUCCUCAACAAGAAGAUUUCUUGCAAGGCAGAAUGUUGGGUAACCCUUAUCCAUCCACUGAAGCUGGUCUUGGACCUUUAAUGCGAGACGUAAAAAAUAAAAUUUGCACGGAUUGUGAGCUAAUCGCUCUUCUAGAGGACGACAAUGGAAUGGAGUUGCUCGUAAACAACAAAAUAAUAAGCUUAGAUCUCCCAGUGAAAGACGUUUAUAAGAAGAUCUGGCUGGCGGAAGGGGGAGAAAGGGAUGCUAUGCGAGUAGUUUACCGAAUGAGAGGAUUGCUUGGUGAUGCGACUGAAGAAUUCGUUGAGACGCUGAAUAAUAAGAGCCAGGAAGAGGUAGACAACGAACAGUUGUACCGUAUGGCAAAUGUGUUAGCUGACUGUGAUGGAUUGAAAGUGAUGUUGGAUCGGAUCUCAAAUCUUCAAAACAUAACCCGUACACGAGAGCUUGUCCAGGUUUUAUUGAAGUUAUUCUUGCUAAGUGUGAAAGUUCGAAGGUGUCAAGAAGUUUUGUGUCAACCGGAGCUUGAGGCUAUAAACACAUUGUUGAAGGUUUUACAACUUUGUAUGCAGUCAGAGAAUGAUGCUCAGCAAUCCUCCAUAACCGAACAACUUUUGGAGAUAAUGGAAACGAUUCUAUCGAAGGCCGCUAGCGACACUUUAGACUCUUUCUUGCAGUUCUCAUUAACGUUCGGUGGUCCUGAGUACGUCACAGCGUUGAUUUCCUGCACAAACUGUUCGAAUGUCCGUAAUAGUCCUUCAGUUCUCAGACACCUGAUUCGUGUUCUCGCUGCUCUAGUUUAUGGAAAUGAAGUGAAAAUGGCUCUGCUUUGCGAACAUUUCCAGAGUACAUUGGAUUUCAAUAAAUUCGACUCUGAUCGCACGGCAGAAGAUGAGUUCAAGAUGGAACUGUUCUGUAUUUUGACUAACCAAAUCGAGCACAACUCUAUUGGAGGGACCCUGAAAGACUACAUAGUUGGCUUAGGAAUCGUCGAUCGUGCAAUUGAGUAUAUUAUCAAAUAUGCUCCCUGUGUCAAACCCACACUUCUUCGAACCGAUUCUGACGAGCUGAAAGAAUUCAUUUCGCGUCCAAGUUUAAAGUACAUUCUACGUUUCCUGACUGGACUUGCAAACAAGCACGAAGCAACCCAAGUGGCUGUUUCAAAGGACAUAAUUCCGAUCAUACAUCGUCUGGAGCAGGUUUCUAGCGACGAACAUGUGGGGAGUUUGGCAGAGAAUUUGUUGGAAGCGUUAUGCACUGAUGCAACCACAGCAGAGAGGGUUCAAGAGGUUCGGGACUUUACACGAGCAGAAAAGAAGCGUCUUGCAAUGGCUACGCGAGAGAAACAGUUGGAUGCGCUUGGAAUGCGAACCAACGAAAAGGGUCAAGUGACAGCCAAGGGCUCAAUUCUUCAGAAGAUCGAGAAACUUCGUGACGAGACUGGACUGACGUGCUUCAUCUGCCGCGAAGGGUAUGCUUGUCAACCUUCGAAAGUACUUGGUAUCUACACUUUUACAAAACGAAUUAACGUGGAAGAGUUUGAGUUGAAAACUAGGAAGACGCUAGGAUAUACAACUGUUACACAUUUCAACGUAGUUCACGUGGACUGCCAUACAUCUGCGAUACGAUUGGCGCGAGGUAGGGACGAAUGGGAGCGUGCAAGUCUGCAAAACGCAAACACACGUUGCAAUGGUUUGCUUCCUCUUUGGGGCCCGGAUGUUUCAGAAACAGCAUUUUCAACCUGCAUAUCACGCCACAACAGCUACAUGCAGGAAAGCACGCAACGAUGCGAUAUCACCGUUUCAAGUUCCAUACACGACUUGAAACUGUUGCUUAUUCGUUUCGCUUGGGAGAAGAGUUUCCAUGAGGACGCCGGUGGCGGAGGACCACAAUCGAACAUGCAUUUGGUCCCUUACCUUCUUUUCUACGCACUUUACCUUCUCUUGUCUUCGAGGUCAUUUUCACGAGAAGAGAAAACUCUCACGACGUACUUGAACCAAGCACCGUCAGACAAAUGGCUGGAGACUGCGUAUGAUGUCGAAGGUCCUCUAUAUCAGUUAGUCUUGUCCCUCGCACUACAUACUCCAGACUUGUGGCGUAAAAACAAACUCGCCCACUUGAAACGAUUGUUUGUGAUUGGUCAUGCUCGUCAUAUUAGUCCCAAUGUUCUGUGCAAAGCACUUCUAUCGAGCAAUGAUCGUCAAGUGAAAGAUUAUUCCGUAUACAAACCGUAUUUGAUGAUAUGGGCUUUGAUCGACUUGAGCUACAGGUAUCUUUUCAAGGGGGUAACAACUCCCAAAGAGGAAGACUGGCCUAUCUCGCUCUUCGACUAUAUUCGACGUAAUGACGAAGCAAUGCUUAAAUCGACCGACACGAUUCUACAGACAUUCACGGAGGAGUACCUUCCGUGCACAUCUUUCGCUGAGUUUUGCGAUGUUGCUGAGCUUUUGAACGAUAUCGAGAAUCCGGACGGCUUUUUGACUGGUAUUCUGCAAUCUAUGCCAACAUCGUCUGCUGCUUAAAAUUUCAGUUGCGCUAUUUCGGUUGAAGUUUAAAAAUAAACCUGAUAAACUAUUUAACCACAAUAUAUUAUUUAUGCGGUAACUCUUGAAUUUGUAGUCACAUGUUGCUAUUAUAUCAAAUAUAAACUUAAAAUAUUCACCUUUAAAAUGGA
Molecule: messenger RNA, 15992 nt
Organism: Hermetia illucens (black soldier fly)
Lineage: Eukaryota; Metazoa; Arthropoda; Insecta; Diptera; Stratiomyidae
Gene: poe
Product: protein purity of essence
Exons: 11
Coding region: 19-15840 (5273 amino acids)
Molecular function (GO): zinc ion binding
Source: RefSeq, a predicted model, not a curated record